AUGGACCCCAUCACGAACCCGCGCGAUGAGAAGAAAUCUAUAUUCGCACCGAAUGCGAGUAAGGAGCCCCAACUGCCUGUCAGCGCACGCGAUACCGAGCAUGAAGGGAUGGCAACACACACCAAAUGGCAGACCAUGUGGAAGACGUUUGAAAGACAGCUUGUCGCAUACAACCUCGAGGCUCGCGGCAUAGAACGUGUUGAACCAGAGGAACGACAGGACUUGCGUUUGCUUGGAUACUCUCAAGUGGCCAUCAUGUGGUUCAGCGUCAACCUUGCGGCUAACAAUAUCACGCUGGGCAUGCUGGGUCCUGCUGUUUUUGCCCUUGGCUUCCUCGACGCUUGCCUGCUGGGCGUUUUCGGCGCGUUCGUUGGCUGUCUCGUGGUGGCAUACAUCGCGACGUUUGGCCCCAAGAGCGGCAAUCGGACUAUGAUCUUCUCGCGAUACGUCACGGGUUGGUGGCCAUCCAAGGUCGUUGUCUUGCUCAACAUUAUCGUCCUGCUCGGUUACGGCAUGAUCGAUUGCGUAGUCGCUGGACAGAUCCUCUCUGCCGUCUCUGGAAACUCCAUGUCGGUCGUAGUCGGCAUCAUCGUCGUAGCCAUCAUCGCGUGGGCCAUCACUACCUUUGGCUACCAGAUCUUCCACUACUAUGAGCGAUGGGCUUGGCUACCGCAACUGAUAGUGCUCUGCAUUCUAGCUGGCGUCGCCGGUCCACAAUUCAACAUCUCCUCCGAAUCUCAUGGCGAUGAAGAUCCAGACACCAUCAUCGGCAACCGCAUUAGCUUUUUCGGCUUGACGCUUGCCGCGGCUAUUACGUACGGCGGUGGAGCAGCAGACUACUUUGUCUACUAUCCGGAACACGCAUCAUCGUUCAAGAUUUUCGGCAUGACCAUGCUGGGUCUGAUGUGCAGUUUCACGUUCGCCUUCGUCGUGGGUAUCGGCCUCGCAUGCGGUAUGUUGACCAACACGGACUGGGAAACAGCCUACGGAAUAUCGCAAGGUGCUCUAAUAGUCGAAGCAUACAAACCGCUGGGCGCUUUCGGCUCCUUCUGCGGUGUGGUAGUUGCCUUGGGUCUCGUCGCCAACCUCAUCGUCCCUACAUACUCUUCUGGGAUUGACGCCCAGAUACUUGGACGUUAUGCAGGCGCUGUACCGAGAGUGAUCUGGAAUACCAUCGGCGUAGUCAUCUACACAGUUUGUGCACUGGCAGGGCGUGCCCACCUUGCUGAGAUCUUCACCAACUUCCUAGCUCUCAUGGGCUACUGGGUCUCGGUCUGGAUUGCCAUUAUCCUGGAAGAGCAUUUGAUCUUCCGUCGCACGACUGGAUUCAACUGGCAAGUCUGGAACCAGAAGAAGAAGCUACCACUGGGCAUCGCCGCUUUUACCUCAUUUGCGAUCGGUUGGAUUGGCGCAAUCAUGUGUAUGGCCCAGGUUUGGUACAUCGGACCAAUCGCAAAGCAGGUUGGAACUUACGGAGCGGAUAUGGGUAAUUUUGUGGGUUUCGCAUGGGCUGCAGUCGUCUAUCCGCCUUUGAGAGUGUGGGAACUGAAGCGGUUUGGCCGAUGA
Molecule: messenger RNA, 1566 nt
Organism: Alternaria atra
Lineage: Eukaryota; Fungi; Ascomycota; Dothideomycetes; Pleosporales; Pleosporaceae
Exons: 2
Coding region: 1-1566 (521 amino acids)
Biological process (GO): transmembrane transport
Cellular component (GO): plasma membrane; fungal-type vacuole membrane
Molecular function (GO): transmembrane transporter activity
Source: RefSeq, a predicted model, not a curated record